Molecule: messenger RNA, 3447 nt
Organism: Trichoplusia ni (cabbage looper)
Lineage: Eukaryota; Metazoa; Arthropoda; Insecta; Lepidoptera; Noctuidae
Product: protein toll-like
Exons: 6
Coding region: 597-2993 (798 amino acids)
Molecular function (GO): protein binding
Source: RefSeq, a predicted model, not a curated record
AGUGCAUUACUCUUGCUUUUAUAUUAAUUAACAAACAUUAUGUUAAAAAACUGCAAUAUCAGUUUUUGUAAUAAGGCUGGACUCUACAAAGUACUUAGCCACUCAUAUUUUAUCUAGUUAAGUCAUCAUAAUAAUGACAAUCUGCGACUAAAAUCAAGCUACUUUGUAAACGCCCUUAAAUAACUUUGUAUGUCGUACCGCGUUCGGGUGUUUCCGCCAAUAGCCGAACGGCUCCUGCUGUCUUUAUUUUCAGUCGGAACCCGUAGCCGUAGCUGACGCCGGCGUAGCACGGCAGUCGUGUUGUGGCCCUCGUAGCGUUACAAGGUCUACGCUCCCCUCUACAACAGUAUUGACGCAGAGAUUUUUCUCCUAUCACUGUAACUGCAAUUGGACAGUUUAUUAAAAAAAUAUAAUAUCAGUAUUAUUGACAUUGGUGUUAAAUUAUUUGUUUGUUAAAAAGUGCUUGGAAAAUUACUUAUUGCAACAGAUUCAAUGAAAAAAGAAACAACGGGUUUAAAUAAAAUGCUGGAGCUGAAAAUUCAGUUGGUGAAACAGCGUAUGAAGUAAACGUUGUUCGUGACAUUGUCGUUUUAGCCAUGUAUCGUAAAGUAAUGUAUGUGGCGGUAGCCGCGCUGACACUACAAAUAAUUGGUGCAGCGCAGCUGAUGUGUCCGAGUGACCCUAACUGCGUUUGCGGUGGCACGCUCGCCGUUGAACUCAAUUGCAACAUCGAUGGUCGGAUGGUAACAAUAAAUUUGCUACCGAACAUCUACAUUAAUAUUAAAUGCGAGAACGCAUCAAGCCUUGACUACAGCAAACUACCAAAAUGUGCCAAUGAAAUGAGUUCGUUUAAAUCUGUCAGUUUCAAGGAUUGUCCUUUGCCAUCAUCUUCGUUCAAAGAAGUGCUGUCAAAUAUUGGAGUAUCCAAAACCAUGGCAUUGAUAUUCCAAAAUGCAAAGAAUUUGUCAGGAUAUUUUGACAGAAAACAUUUUGCAGGAUUAGACGAUUUAACAAAGUUACUGUUAUCAAUAAAUGGGGUCACACGCCUACCAGAUAACUUAUUCGUGGAUAUCAACAAGUUAACAUGGCUCAACAUAAGAUCAAAUACCAUAAGUCUCUCUGAAGAAUUGUUCAAGCCACUAGAAAAGUUAGAAACUCUAGAAAUUAGUCACAAUCACAUGACUAAUAUAUCUUCGAAUUUAUUUUCACAUUUAUCCUUCUUACGAAAACUUUCUCUGUGGCAAAGUAACGUAACCUGGUUCUCAAAGGAUCUUUUCAAUGGCGUUGAUGUUCUCGAAGAAUUGGAUCUGAGCUCUAAUGGGCUCAAUGAACUCCCUGCGUCGAUCUUUAAGCCUUUACGAAAAUUAAAGAAACUGACUUUGUUCUCCAACAAGUUCUCGUCAUUACCAAACAAUUUGUUCAAAAAUAACGGCGAACUGGAAACAGUGGUGAUACUAAACAAUGAUGUCAAGCUGAAGGAGCUGCCUAAGUACCUUUUUGGUGAUUUGCCAAAUUUGAGGCAAAUAUACAUUCAAAGAAGUGGUCUUGAAACCGUGCCGCACGACGUUUUUGCCAAUUCCCCGCUAAUUACGAACAUAUCAUUAGCAUAUAAUGACAUAACGACGUUGCCGGAAGACAUUUUUAAUGAUCAAAUAAAUUUGCUGGAAUUGGAUCUGAGUUAUAAUAAAAUUACCGAACUAAAGCCGAAACUGUUUUCAUCUUUAGUGAGAUUGGAAAGGCUUAAUCUAUGUCAUAACUCAUUGGUAGAAAUUUCUGGCCAAACCUUUUCAUCGCUUCUGAGCUUAAUAGACUUAGAGAUGGAGCACAAUAAUUUGAAAACGAUUUCAUCUUAUUUGUUCAGUAAUAACAAACAGCAUAUGUCAAUAUCAUUGGCUUACAAUCAACUAGAUUUCGAGGGCACAGAAUUGAUCAACGAUACAUGGCAAAUAAAUAAAAUUUCGCCGUUUGCGGAAACUUACAACUUGAAGCUGUUGAACUUAAGUCACAAUGAGUUUAAAGUUUCAUUUAAAGACUGGUGGGUCAACGGCCAUGAGAAUAUAGAUGUCAGCUACAACAACAUUACAAACCCUAUGCCUGAAGAUGAAAUAACCUGUCCUCUAAAUCCAGUGAAGAAACCGAUGACACAUGUUUGGCUUUCCGAAAAUCCAUUAUCAUGUGAAUGCCCGACCGUUUACUUCGUUGACCUUAUACAAAACGAUUUGAAUAUGAAGAUUGUCGACGAUGCUCUUGGGCACUGCGGGAUACUAUUUUUUCACGGCGAAUGUUAUACGAAGUUCUAUGUAAUCAUUAUUUUGAUGCUCAUCGCCUCACUGAUAUACUUAGGUAUAACCGUAUAUGUGGUCCGUAACAGACCAAAAAUCAAUGCGUUCUUAAAGAAAAGGUUAGGAUUUAUACCCUUUUUUGGGAAACGGCGACAGGUUAAGAAUGCGCAUAAAUUAAAUUUUAAAUAUUGUGAUAAAGAUGAAGAAUUUGUUCGCAAGGAAAUAUUCUCAGUAACCCAAGAUAAAAAGCCACCAAAACUAAUUCAAGAGUAUCUAGAGCAAAACAGAAAUGAAAGAAGGUGUAAUAGUAUUGAGAUCUUAACAAAAGUUUACGGACCUCCGGAUACUUUCAAGCGCACCACGAUCGUCAUUUUCUCUUCAAACUAUUUAACGACGCAUUACAGUCAUGUUGACAUCAAGAAGAUUCAUAGCGAAAUGUUAAAAAUGGAGAACACAAUUUUCGUGUUCGUUGAUAACGGCUCCGAGGAUUCAAUUUACGCAUUCCUUAAAGAACAACGUGAUGUGAAGAAAAGUAUUGUAUGGGACGAAAACGAUUUCUGGGACAAAUUGAUCAUUAUGAUUUCUGAAGGUCGUGCCUCGGCUAAAACCUUCAAUCUUAAAAAGAAGAAUAUUGAGAAAUUUCCCUCUAAACCAGUAAAAAAUACAGCUUCUGAUAAUGAACUGGACUCGCCGACACACAGCCAAGUUUAAUUUCACUCUCUAUGUAUAAUUUAGCGAGGUAAAGACUGACUUUUCCGCUACGUCAACAUGUGAACUCAAUCAUAGUUUCCAAAUCAUUUUUUUUUAUGUCGUUUGUGUUAUUAUGAUCUAGAUCUAAAUACGGAUAUGGCUUGUAUAAAAAUUUUAUAAAACUAUUUUAUCAUGUAAAAAUUAUAGAUAAUAACUUAUUGUUUGUAACAGUAAUUGUAUAGUAAGCAAAACCAAUCGUAGCUCUGCGGUUGAACCAUUGAUGCCUACUUCAAAGAAGUGUCAUUGAUAAACAAAUGGCAAAUGUAAUCAAUAUAUAAGCGUUUCUUUCAUGUACGUGUAAAUAAAUUUAAUAACAUUAUUAUAAACAAAAACAUUAAAGUUUCAUGGAAACUCCAUGUUGUUAAGAGUUGUAAACUGCAGCUUAUAAUAAAACCUAUACUUUAACAACAAGGCA